Puntigrus tetrazona (Sumatra barb) is the source of this 1872-nucleotide messenger RNA. It is a transcript of the gene prss35l, whose product is annotated as inactive serine protease 35. Gene Ontology annotation, biological process: proteolysis. The record is from RefSeq and is a predicted model, not a curated record. NCBI's taxonomy places the organism in Eukaryota, Metazoa, Chordata, Actinopteri, Cypriniformes, Cyprinidae. Bases 63 to 1337 code for a protein of 424 amino acids. The transcript has 2 exons. Gene Ontology annotation, molecular function: serine-type endopeptidase activity.
AGUGACUGCUGUCCGCUGGAGCGAGGUUUUCUCUCGUCGGGUUCAUUUGAGGGUAAAGCAAGAUGACCGUUCCUCCAUCUUUGUUGUUCAGUCUGACAGCAUUGGCUGUGGUUGCAUUUUUGGUCAAAAGUGGUGCGUCUAUCACAAACGAUGAAGAUGACUGCCUUUCGGCACGAAUAAAGAUCCCAGUGAUCCUGGACCAAAGCACAGUGAGGCUUCAAAGCCCAGAAUUCACUGCAGAACACUUCAGUGAGCCAGAAGUGAUGUGCGGGAUCGAGUGCCAAAGAAAGCUGCCAGAACCGAGGCCUGCGGAGCUGGAGCGGCUGCUGUCCUACGAAACAGUCUACGAGAACGGAACACGUACUCUCACCGAAAUACAACUGGAAGAGGACGGCGAAUUAAGAAACGCAUCCUCUUCUGUCGUCUGCAACGCAGGACACCUUAAACGCAGAAAACGGCAGGUAUACGGCAUGGAUGGACGCUUCGUGAUCACAGAUAAACACUACACCACCAAUUACCCAUUUUCUGCCUCAGUCAGGCUCUCUACAGGUUGCUCCGGCAUUUUAGUUUCUCCAAAACACGUAUUGACCUCUGCCCACUGCGUCCAUGAUGGCCAAGUCUAUCUGAAAGGCACCAAGAAGCUGCGAGUGGGUGUCAUGAAGCUUCGCUCCAAAAAACGCAGAGGAAACCAACGAGGAGGCAGGAAGAGAGGGAAAAAAGUGGGAAACGGACAAGACGUAGGAACUGACGAAGACCAACUUCAUAGAGAACACAACCGGAAAAGAAAGAACCGUAUUAGACGUAACACAGAUUCAGAUCAGUCCAGGCAACCGGUGUUCAGGUGGACACGUGUCAAACUAACACAAGUGCCAACAGGCUGGAUGAGGAGAGAGGGCAAGGAGAUCUCGGCUGACUAUGACUACGCCCUCCUGGAGCUUAAACGACCCCACAAGAUGAAGUUCAUGGAGUUAGGAAUCGUUCCUGUAGUCAAGGACAUCCCAGCUGGGAGAAUCCACUUCUCUGGUUUUGAUGACGACCAAUCGGGGAAGGUGGUCUACAGAUUCUGUUCGGUCUUAGAAGAGUCCAAUGACCUCAUGUAUCAGUACUGUGAUGCGCAGAAGGGGUCAAGCGGAGCCGGGGUGUACGUGAGGCUGCGAGAUCAGGGAGGAAAAGGGAAGUGGAAGAGGAAGGUAAUUGGGGUGUUCUCUGGACACCAGUGGGUGGAUGUUGACGGGAUACAGAAGGACUAUAACGUGGCAGUCAGAAUAACACCCACCAAGUACGCCCAGAUAUGCCACUGGAUCCAUGGAGAGGCUAGUCAGUGUAAACUGGCCUGAAUAAGGUCAAACGUCCUCAAGACUGCUGGGACGGUCUAGAUGCAAACUGCUCAUGUGUUCCACCUAAUUGAAAACCUACAGUGAGUAGCUGAGAGCACAAAUGGAGCAUCUGUACAGGAAAUGCUGUUUUAGCAAGAUGAAUUUGGAUGCUGUAUAUUUAUUUUUGUUUUCCUUGCCAAAAUUUGAGACUGUAGCCUUUGUAAUGUCAUGUUCAGGCCAUGUUUGUGUUAAAAAGCCAAUAUCACCAGCUGAGGCCAAGUAGUUAACUACUGAAAAACAAAACAGCUUGACAUUCAGUAUGAUUUUUGUUUAAGUUCUCGGGGAGUUCACCCAAAUAUGAAAAAUAUCACCAGCUGCAUGAGGAAGAGCCCGUUUUCCAUAAAGGAAGAGUACAUGGCGGUUCAUACUACCUCUGAAAAGAAGUGGGAGGAUUAUUUGCUUACAGUAAGAAUAAGGUGCACAAGUGAUAUGGACUAUUAUGCGUUUUAAAGCCUGGCAGUAUAAAUCACUAUGCAGUAGCUUAGACAUUCAAGCU